This is a messenger RNA of Lecanosticta acicola, 1611 nucleotides long. Lineage: Eukaryota; Fungi; Ascomycota; Dothideomycetes; Mycosphaerellales; Mycosphaerellaceae. The record is from the annotation of a GenBank genome assembly.
AUGGCCGUGUCUCAGAUCGAGGAGAAGAUCUUGGGUCGCCUCGCCAGACAGACUGCCCCAUCCAACGCCCUCCUCUCCGCAUCCCUCUACCAAGUCCUCGGCCUCUCCAUCCUCCUGUCCCGGAAGCUGUAUCGGGCCCGCAGACUCCGCAAGCUCGACAUCACCCGCGACACCAAAUCCCUCGAGCUGUACCAUCACAUCAUCUGGCUCGCGCGGGAAGGUCUGUCCAUCACCGAGGUCUACAUCCUACCUUACUGUCAAGAUGGACAGCUGGGCCCCGAAUGCCGCGUCAUGGCCGCAAAGCUCCGCGCUUCCCUCUACCACGUCUUCUGUCUCUUCCACAACCACCCUCCCCUCAGCCAACUCACCGGCCGCUCACCGGCCUCACCGGCUCCGCCCUCGAGCGAGACCACGCCGAGAGCCGCGCGAGACGCGAGGGGCUCGCCGAAGCAAGAAAAGGAAAAGGAAAAGGAGAACGGGGGGGACGGCAGACGCCGCACUGGCAAACCCGCCCUCCGCGACCCCAUCCCCUCCACGACAUCGGAUGCCUCCUACGUGACGAACCCCUUCGCCGCGGGCCCACCAGCAUCCUUCUCCACCCCUCCCCCGCCGGGCCUCUGGAUCUCCUCCUCCUCCUCCGGCUUCCCGGGCGACACGCGCAAGACUCCCUCCCGACCCCCCGGCCUGGCCCCCAUCACCAUCCGGGCGCCCCAAGCCGCGGCCUCCUACCUCUUACCCCCGCUCAACUUCCUCCCCAUGGCGCGCGAGCACUUCGCCUCGGCCCACCACCUCGCCACCCGCCUCCUGCUCCCCACCCACGCCCUCCGCCUUUCCGUCGCCCUGGAACACGCCGCGUUCCUCUGGGACUGCGCCAGGGAGCACGACCACGCGCGCAAACUCGCCCGGAGAUCCAUCCGCGACGUCUACGCUUCCCCUGACGGGCUCGACGACGACGAAUUCGCCGACGCUUCCGCUCUUGUUCAAGCCCUCGGCGGUCUUGUUGUUCGGCGUUCCCCCCCUUCUUCCCAUGCCCACUCCCACUCUCACUCUCGGGAUUCCACCGCCACCCUACGCCCGGGACCCAGCCCACCGACCCUAACCCCUCCUCAACCCCCCCUCGCCGUUUUCAGCAGCCCAGGGGAGUCUCACAUCCCACGCGUCAUGCAACAACCACCAUCACAACCACCACCACAACAGCCCAACGGAACGGCAUCGAAGACGGGACCGGUAACAGGACCAGCAUCCCCCGAACGACUCUCCACCGUCCCGGAAGAGGAGAAUAAUUCCCUCUCCCGCGCUCCCACUUCCACUUCUCGUUCCCGCCUCAGUAAUAAUCCAUCUUUCGGCCAACAACAACAACAACAACAACAACCACCACCACCACCACCACCACCACCACCAAGGAGAGCGUCUUCGGCCUCCUCGUCGCAGGCCUCCGACAAAGCCAGCAAGCGCAGACUCGUCGAGCAAGCCGAGGAGCGCGUGCGCAGUCGUCAGGGGAGUGCCACUGGGAGUCAGGGAGGUAUACAACAAACUCCGCAUAGCCGUCAGACAACUCCAGCAGAAGGGUACGUCCGCCGGAAGAGUCAUGGAAGAAGGGGCAGUCGAUGA